GGAAGAAAAAAAACAAAAAAAGAAAAGAGAAGAAAAAGAAAAAAAAAAGAAAGGGGAAAAAAAAGACAAGAAAACAAAAGGAGAAGAAAAAGACAAAAAAACAAAAGGAGAAGAAAAAGACAAGAAAACAAAAGAGGAAGAAAAAGACAAGAACCGAAAAGAACAAAGAAAAAGACAAGAACCGAAGAGAACAAAGAAAAAGACAAAAACCGAAGAGAACGAAAAAAAAGAACCGAAGGGAAUAAAAAAAAAGAACCAAAAGGAAUAA
Racocetra persica is the source of this 268-nucleotide messenger RNA. The record is from the annotation of a GenBank genome assembly. Lineage: Eukaryota; Fungi; Glomeromycota; Glomeromycetes; Diversisporales; Gigasporaceae.